Molecule: messenger RNA, 562 nt
Organism: Terrapene triunguis (Three-toed box turtle)
Lineage: Eukaryota; Metazoa; Chordata; Testudines; Emydidae
Gene: TAF10
Product: TATA-box binding protein associated factor 10
Exons: 4
Biological process (GO): transcription initiation at RNA polymerase II promoter
Cellular component (GO): SAGA complex; nucleus; transcription factor TFIID complex
Molecular function (GO): RNA polymerase II general transcription initiation factor activity; promoter-specific chromatin binding
Source: RefSeq, a predicted model, not a curated record
UGCUUCUCCCUGGCCAGCCCUGACCCGCUCUCUCUCGCAGGGCCCAUCUCCACGGUGGUGGCUGCAGCCCCCUCCGACGGGCCCCUGUCAAACGGGGUCUAUGUGCCCCCCAGCGUGGCCAACGGAGAUGUCAAACCCGUGGUCUCCACCACUCCCCUGGUAGACUUCCUGAUGCAGCUGGAGGACUAUACCCCCACGAUCCCAGAUGCUGUCACAGGCUACUACCUCAACAGAGCUGGAUUUGAGGCCUCUGAUCCACGCAUCAUUCGUCUCAUCUCACUGGCUGCCCAGAAGUUUAUUUCGGACAUUGCUAAUGAUGCCCUGCAACACUGCAAGAUGAAGGGCACAGCUUCCGGCAGCUCCCGCAACAAGAGUAAGGAUAAGAAGUACACACUGACCAUGGAGGACCUGAUGCCAGCGCUUGCAGAGUACGGCAUCAAUGUGAAGAAGCCACACUAUUUCACCUAGUGCCUGAGCUGGGCCUGCAGCCAUGCCUGGGGCCUGGCCCCUCGGGUGAAGGGCGGGAGCUCUUCUCUGGUCUGUUAUUAAACAGUUGAUGUUG